Molecule: messenger RNA, 968 nt
Organism: Patiria miniata (bat star)
Lineage: Eukaryota; Metazoa; Echinodermata; Asteroidea; Valvatida; Asterinidae
Product: extracellular serine proteinase-like
Exons: 4
Coding region: 1-822 (273 amino acids)
Biological process (GO): proteolysis
Molecular function (GO): serine-type endopeptidase activity
Source: RefSeq, a predicted model, not a curated record
AUGAGAAAAAUUAAUAAUGAAUAUUGGUCCUUUUUAAUCCAUUUCUUGUUCCGCAAAGGUGAAGUUGAUCACACGGUGUACGCAUACGUCCUCGACACGGGAAUCAACCCGGAUCACACUGACUUCGAGGGCCGGGCAACUCCCUGGUACGACGCCGUGGCAGACGGUAGGAACGGCAUCGACUGCAACGGUCAUGGCACUCACUGUGCGGGCAUCCUCGGUAGCAAAACGUACGGCGUGGCCAAGGACACGCAGAUCAGAAUGGUUCGCGUGCUGGACUGCUGGGGAAAGGGCCAACACAGCACCUUAUUGGCUGGCAUGGAAUACAUUGUGGCCAAUGGCGACCAACCAGGAGUAGUGUCCAUGUCACUGAUAUCGUAUGGCAGUCGGGCGCUGGACGACGGAACACAGAAACUACUGGAUAGUGGGUUCGCUGUGGCUGCUGCUGCGGGUAACAGGAACCGCAAUGCGUGCUACUACUCCCCAGCUAGAGUCAAAGGCAUCAUGACUGUGGGUGCGACCGAUUUCUUCGAUACACGGAACUCGGACUCGAACUACGGCAAAUGCGUUGACAUCUUCGCACCAGGCUCAUACAUCACAAGCCUAGGGCAUGAUUCCACGACUGCGACAGAUACCAAGUCUGGUACUUCCAUGGCCUGUCCGUUUGUUGCCGGUGCCGCUGCCUUACUUCUUGGGAAGGACCCCUCCCUGACACACGCAGAGGUCAAAUCCAAGAUCGUGGACAUGUCUUCUAAGGACAAGAUCACAGACGCUGGUGAUCACUCUCCGAAUCGAUUACUGUAUAUCAACCUCAGCCAAUAAAAAACCCAAAUGGCCGUUAGAUUUAUCUUUAGGUCAGGAAUCAAUUUCUCCAAUUUUAUGUUAAUAUCGGUGGCUGUGUUUUAAAUGCUCUUUGAGUUAAUUGUUGAUUGCUUGAAGACAUCUCCGUCGUUUUGUGGGUUAUAUGU